This is a messenger RNA of Rhinolophus ferrumequinum (greater horseshoe bat), 2263 nucleotides long. It is a transcript of the gene ASB6, whose product is annotated as ankyrin repeat and SOCS box containing 6. Gene Ontology annotation, molecular function: protein binding. Gene Ontology annotation, biological process: intracellular signal transduction; protein ubiquitination. NCBI's taxonomy places the organism in Eukaryota, Metazoa, Chordata, Mammalia, Chiroptera, Rhinolophidae. Gene Ontology annotation, cellular component: BRCA1-BARD1 complex. The record is from RefSeq and is a predicted model, not a curated record. The coding region runs from base 145 to 1410 and encodes 421 amino acids. The transcript has 6 exons.
UGCGGCGGCGGCGGCGGAGGCUCUGGCAGGCGCGGGAGCGAGACCGGCAAAGAGCAGGCCAGGCCCGCGGCCCCUGACGCGCCCCCUCGGCGUCCCGGCCUCGGCGGAAGGUGCGGCCGUGCUGCCGCGCCCGGGGCCGCCGCCAUGCCGUUCCUGCACGGCUUCCGGAGGAUCAUCUUCGAGUACCAGCCGCUGGUGGAUGCGAUUCUGAGCUCCCUGGGGAUUCAGGACCCAGAGCGGCAGGAGCCCCUGGACAGGCCCAGUUAUGUCGCCAGUGAGGAGAGCCGGAUUCGCGUUCUCACUGAGCUGCUGGAGAGAAAGGCCCACUCUCCGUUUUACCAGGAAGGCGUGAGCAAUGCCCUGCUGAAGAUGGCCGAGCUGGGACUGACCCAGGCAGCCGAUGUUCUCCUGCGGAAUGGGGCCAACCUCAACUUUGAAGACCCAGUCACCUACUACACGGCCCUGCACGUUGCUGUCCUGCGAAACCAGCCUGACAUGGUGGAGCUGCUGGUGCGCCAUGGGGCCGACAUUAACCGGAGGGACCGGAUCCACGAGAGCAGCCCCCUGGACCUGGCCAGCGAGGAGCCCGAGCGCAUGCCCUGCCUGCAGCGCCUGCUGGACCUCGGAGCUGAUGUCAACGCGGCCGACAAGCAUGGGAAGACUGCCCUGCUCCACGCGUUGGCCAGCAGUGACGGGGUGCAGAUCCACAAUACCGAGAACAUCCGGCUCUUACUGGAAGGAGGGGCAGACGUCAAGGCGACCACCAAAGAUGGGGACACCGUGUUCACCUGCAUCAUCUUCCUGCUUGGCGAGACGGUGGGAGGGGAUAAGGAGGAAGCCCAGAUGAUCAACCGCUUCUGCUUCCAAGUCACGCAGCUGCUGCUGGCUCACGGCGCCGACCCCAGUGAGUGCCCAGCGCACGAGUCCCUCACUCACAUCUGCCUCAAGAGCUUUAAGCUGCAUUUUCCUCUCCUGCGCUUCCUGCUGGAGUCUGGAGCCGCCUACAACUGUUCCCUCCACGGUGCGUCCUGCUGGUCUGGCUUCCACAUCGUCUUCGAGAGGCUGUGUUCUCACCCAGGCUGCGCCGAAGACGAGAGUCACGUGGACCUGCUGCGCAAAGCCGAGACCGUCCUGGAUCUCAUGGUGACUAACUCCCCCAAACUCCAGCUGCCUGAGAACUUUCACAUCCAUCCUGUGGGCAGCCUGGCAGAAAAGAUCCAGGCCCUCCAUUUCUCCCUGAGGCAGCUGGAGAGCUGCCCCCCACCCCUCAAGCACCUGUGUCGCGUUUACAUCAGGUUCUACCUUCAGCCAUGGCCUGUGGAUGUGAAGGUCAAAGCCCUACCUCUGCCUGACAGGCUGAAGUGGUACCUCCUCAGUGAGCACAGCGGCCCCGUCGAAGACGACAUCUAACAGCUCCCAGAUUGAAGGGAACAGGGUCUGGGCAGCUCAGCCAACCUCUGGUGGAUUUAAGUACCUGGGACAGCCUGACGGGGAGCCUUCGGGCCUGCGUGUCACACAGAGCAGGUUGGAGACGGACUUGAUCUUAGUACCAAGAAGGCCAGGUGGAGCCCAGCAACUGCGAUCAUUCCAGCAGGCAAAGGCUUCUGUCGUUCAGGGAGACUGCCCCCCUCCAUCCCUCUGGCAGUACCCUCAAGCUCUCAACCCAUAUUGGAAAAAAGGACAGGGUUUAGAUUUGGGACAAGUUUAUACUCUUAAUUUGAAGGGAGUGCCAGACAUUCCCAGAAGCAGGGUAGCUCUGAGUCUAGGUCCUGAGAGCUGCGUGGAGGCAGAGCUGAAGCCCGAAGGAAGCUGGGUGGGGCCGUGGGGUGCAGCCCAGCGGAGGCCCUUUGCUCCCACCUCCUUAUGUCCCAGGUUCUGUCACUUACAGUGCUUUUGGUGGACGGAGAGACAGCUGACCGACUCCUGCUAGCAUCUGUAGCUCUGAAGCCCCGCCCCCCAAGGCACAAGGCUGUGCUCUGGUGGCCGCUGUUUGUGCCAAACCCAGUGGACCAUGCCUUCUCCCUAAAAGAAUCAUGCAUGACCAGGACAGCCCUUUUCGGAGUGUGUCCUUUUGUGAGGGGUCAUCUGAUGGAGAAAGCUACCAAGACUGAAAGCCAACUGUCCCACCCAAUGCUGAACCCUCACAAAGCUGUUUUCGCCACCUUGGUCAUUGUGAAUUGUGUAAAUGCCUCGGAAAGAAAUGGAGGCCACUCAAUGACAUAUUUAUAUUACCAAAUUAAACUGAUUUCUCUUGGCCUUAAAG